Messenger RNA from Emiliania huxleyi CCMP1516, 1278 nucleotides. RefSeq lists its product as hypothetical. The record is from RefSeq and is a predicted model, not a curated record. The transcript has 4 exons. The coding region runs from base 1 to 1278 and encodes 425 amino acids. NCBI's taxonomy places the organism in Eukaryota, Haptophyta, Isochrysidales, Noelaerhabdaceae. Gene Ontology annotation, molecular function: O-acetyltransferase activity.
AUGCUGCUGCUGCUGCUGGCCUCCGCCGCAGCUCAAGACGAGACCAGCCACCGUAAGGGCUGUGGCGAGCAUGGGUACAGGGAUGGUCGGUGGGUGCCGACGCCAGAGCAGGCGGCGCCGUACAGGCUACACCGCAACGUGCAGCGCAACCCACUCGUCAAGGGUUGGGCGUAUGCGGGCCGACGAUUCUGGGGCGCCUGCGACGAGGGCCUGGCCGACAAUGCGACGCGCGAGGCCGUGCAGCAGCGGUGGCAGCCGGCCAGAUGCGAACUGCAACCCUUCGACGCGGCGGCGCUCUGCCGCCGGCUCGUCCUUGGCAAGCGCGGCGACGGGUCGCACGCGCGGCGGCCUCGCGCUGACCCGCCGCUCGACAUCCUGUUCGUGGGUGACUCGUUCACAGGCCAGCUCUUCAUUUCGUUCGUCUCGCUGCUGCGCGGCUCCAUCCUGCGCAACGAGGGCGCGCCUCGCACGGCGCCGUCGGGAGCGAUGGUCUUCGGCGACAUUCCGAUCGCCGAGCUGAAGGCGGACGCGGUGGCGUGCAUCGACGACGCGGCGGCGCUGCGGAUCGACUUUGUGGACGACGUGCCGGGCAAGGGGCAGCACGCGCCGCUUCGCGUCUCCUUCGUGCGCAACGAGGGCUUGAGCCUCAACACGGUGGAGCCAACGUCCGGCUACCGCCACCAGUACCCCUUCACGCACCGGAUCGGGCCGCGCACGCUGCUGGUCCUCGCGUGGUUCCACAACGACGACAAGUCCUUCGCCGCCAACCUGCAAGGCCUGCUCGACCUCGCGCGCAGCCGCAUGGGCGCGCCGGAGUGGGCGAGGUCGUUCGUCCUCUUCUCGGCCUCGUACGCGCACUUCUCCUGCAAGACGAAGGUCGGGGGCCGCGAGGUUGUGCCGGGCAAGGGGCCAAAGCCUGGCCAGCAUAACUACGCCCUCCUGAACCGGAUCGGCGAGAACAUGACGCGCACGGCGGGCGCGACCUUCCUCGACGUCACCACGAUGCUCGAGCGGCGCCCCGACGGGCACAUGCCGCACGACUGCGGCCACUGGUGCCUGCCCGGGCCGUACGACAUCGGUGCGCUGCUCCUCUUCAACGCACUGAUGGGGCACAUCGACGCGCCGCUCUCGCAGGUACAUCUGGGUGCCUUCCAGAGGCAGCUGCGACCCCGCCGAGUGGACGGUAACGCACAGCAGGUGGCGCGGAAGCGCGGGGGAGGGCGCUGGGAGCAACACGGAGCUCCGUUCGACGUUUUCAAGAUUAGCGUGUCAGAGUGA